AUGACUGAACCGAGUCAAACGCCACAACAACAGCCACAGGCUACAUCGUUUAAACGAGGCUAUGUGAAGCAAGUUCUCAGUGGGGAUGCUGUCGUUCUUCAGGGACCUCCAAUGAAUGGGCCACCGAAAGAGAUGACCGUUUAUUUGAGCAAUGUGGUUGCACCGAGACUUGCCAAGAGACCAACGGAUACAGAGCCAGGCAAAGAGGAUGAGCCAUUCGCUUGGGGAUCUCGUGAAUUUUUGCGUCGCAAGUUGAUCGGUCAGAAUGUGAUAUUUCGUUGUGACUAUACGGCAACAUCGGGCCGUGAACAUGGUAGAAUCUAUUUGGGCGGAACAAAUCCAGAUAAUGCCGAAAAUGUAACGGAGUCAUGCGUUGCUGAAGGAUGGGUUGAGGUUCGCGCUGGUCGUGUUGCUGAUGACUACACAACAAGACUUCUUGAACUUCAAGAGUCCGCUAAAUCCGCGAAGAAAGGUAAAUGGGCUGCAGACGAAGGUCAUGCUCAUGAACAUAUUCGUCACAUUACGUGGUUAUUGGAGAAUCCACGAGCACUAGUCGAUUUGCAUAAACAACGGCCUAUUAAAGCAGUUAUUGAACAAGUUCGAGACGGCUCAACAGUGCGUGCUUUCCUGUUGCCUGAUUUUCAGUACGUGACACUGAUUUUGUCAGGCGUUAAGGCACCAGCCACACGUUCGGGACCAGAAGGACGUGCAGAAGAGUUCGCUGAAGAGGCGAAAUACUUCGUUGAGUGCCGUAUACUGCAACGCGAUGUUGAGCUGAUUCUGGAGGGUGUUUCGAAUCAAAAUUUAGUUGGUUCGAUUGUUCAUCCAAAAGGCAAUAUCGCUGAAGCACUUCUCAAAGAAGGUUUCGCGAAAUGUGUUGAUUGGUCGAUCGGUAUUGCAACUUCUGGUCCUGAGCCACUUAGAGCUGCUGAAAGAAUCGCCAAAGAAAAACGUCUCCGAUUAUGGCGUUCGUAUCAGCCAUCCAAUCAGUUGAGUGCAGAUAAACGUACGUUCACAGCGAAAGUAGUUGAAAUUGUGAUGGGUGAUGCAUUGGUGGUGCAAAAGGAGAGUGGUGAAGAGAUGAAAAUAUGGCUAUCAUCUGUACGACCACCUAGAGAGGAGAACCGUGAAGCGGAGAAUAAAAUAGGCCGUCAGUUCAGACCAUUGUAUGACAUUCCGUAUAUGUUCGAGGCGAGGGAAUUCCUUCGUAAGAGGUUAAUUGGUAAAAAAGUUCAGGUAACAAUCGAUUAUGUGCAGCCAAAAUCUGAUAUGUACCCCGAAAGAACGUGUUGCACAGUCGUGUCAGCUGCGUUGAACGUUGCCGAAGCGUUGGUCUCAAAAGGCCUUGCCAAAGUAGUCAGAUAUCGCAGCGAUGAUGAUAAUAGGCAAGCAUCGUCUCAGUACGAUGCUUUAUUGGCAGCUGAAGCAAAGGCCGAGAAGAGUAAGAAAGGCCUUUUCUCGGAGAAAGAAACCGGUGAUAAAGGUUCAGUGCUCAGGAUUCAGGAGCUUCAAGGGGAUGCGCAGCGUUCAAAGCAAUUCCUUCCUUAUCUCCAAAGAUCGGGUCGUUCUGAAGGCGUGGUUGAAUUCAUCGCAUCUGGAAGUCGAGUGCGAUUAUAUGUGCCGAAAGAGACGUGCCUUAUCACUUUUUUGUUGUCGGGUAUUAAUUGCCCACGUGGUGCACGCAUGGGACCCGGAGGUAAAAUGAUAGGUGAAUCGGAGCCAUUCGCCGAUGAAGCCGCUAAGUUCACUCGUUCGAAAGUGUUACAACACGAGGUCGAAAUAGAAGUAGAGGGAAUGGAUAAAUCGGGUAGUUUUAUUGGAUAUAUGUUCUUGGCGACCGAGAAGGGAACCGUUAAUAUGAGUGUUGAAUUGGUAGAAAAUGGACUCGCUUCGGUGCAUUUUACUGCUGAAAAAGGCAGUUAUUAUAGUCAACUUCAAGCUGCCGAACAAAGAGCGAAAAAAGCUAAAUUGGGUAUUUGGACGAAUUGGACCGAUGAAGAUGCGGCUGUUCAAGCAGAGCUGGCUGCGGCGGCUACCGAUAAAUCCGAGCGCACGGUCAAUUACCGUGCGGUGAUCGUAACGGAUGUGCAACGAGGCAAUCUGAAGUUCGCAGCUCAAGACGUUGACCAAGGUCCAAAACUGGAACAAAUGAUGAAGGAUUUACGUGACGAGUUGAAAACAAAUCCACCGGUAAUAGGAUCAUAUACACCGCGUCGAGGUGAUUUGUGUGUGGCACGGUUCUCGGUUGAUAAACUUUGGUAUCGUGCUAGAGUGGAAGGUGUUAGGGGAAAGAAUGCGGAAAUAUUAUAUAUUGAUUUUGGAAAUCGUGAAACGGUGGAAUUCUCGUCAUUAGCUGUAUUACCGAGUGGAUUCGCGGCGCAUCCGGCUGGUGCACGUGAAUAUCAGUUAGCACUGGUGCAAAUACCAAAUGACCCAGAGUAUGCACAGGGCACAGAUGCUGCAUUUGAACAGCUUGUCUUCACUGCACCGAAAUUAUUGAUCAAUGUCGAAUAUCGCAUUGGCGGUUUGGAGUUCGUUCAGAUCAUUAUCGAAUCAACUGAUGGCACCAAAACGGAUGUCGGUAAGACACUGAUCGCUGAAGGACACGCGCUUGUCGAUCAUCGACGCGAGAUUAAACUUGCGACAUUGGUAUCCGAAUACGCUGAAGAUGAAAAGAAGGCACGUCGUGAGCAUCGCAAUAUUUGGGAAUAUGGUGACUUCACAGGCAAUGAGCUAUAA
Anisakis simplex (herring worm) is the source of this 2739-nucleotide messenger RNA. Lineage: Eukaryota; Metazoa; Nematoda; Chromadorea; Rhabditida; Anisakidae. The record is from the annotation of a GenBank genome assembly.